AUGGGGUGGCGUGGGGCUUCGAUUCGAGAAGAGGGAGGCUGGAGGGAGGCGACAGAGGGAGGCGACAGAGGGAGGAAGGAGAUGAUCGGAGGGGAGGCUCUGUAUUGGGUAUUAGGGUUAGGGUUAGGGUUUUGGUUGGAGAAGAAAGGGGUUUUGGAUGGAGAAGAAAGGGAUAUUUUGAAAAAUCAGGUCGUUGAUGGUCUUGGUGGAGGCAGCGAUAUUGGGGGUGUCAAGGGUGGUGGUACUGGAGACAGUAAGGGAGUUGGCGUAAGUGGAGGUGGUGAUGGAGGUGGAGGUGGCAGUGUUGUGGGUGGCAAGGGAGGUGGGGAAGGUGGAUGUGUAAGUGGAGGUGGCAGUGCUAGGAGUGGAAAGGGAGGCAAAGGAGGCGGUGUUGGGUGCAGCAAGGGAGGUGGUGAAGGUGGAGGUGUUGAGAGCGGCAAGAGAGGUGGUGGAGGUGGAGGUGGAGGUGGCGGUAAGGGAGGUGGUUGUGAAGGUGGUGGCAUAGGCGGAUGUGGAGGCAAAGGAGGUGGCGGUGAAGGUGGAGGUGGCGGUGUUGGGGGUAACAACAGAGGUGAUGUAAGUGGAGGUGGUUGUGUAGGUGGAGGUGGCUGUGAAGGUGGCGGCAAGGGAGGUGGUGUAGCUGGAGGAGAAGGUAGUAAGGAAGGUGGUGACGGUGGAGGUGGUGGUGGUGGUGGUAAGAGCGGUGGUGGAGGUGGCGGUGGCGGUGGCGGUAAGGGAAGUGGUGGCGUUGGCGGAGGCAGUGUAGGUGGCGGCGACAAGGGAGGUGGGGGUGUUGGCGGAGGUGGCGGUGUUAGGAGUGAAAAAGGAGGCAGUGGUGCUAGGGGUGGCAAGGGAGGUGGUAUAGGUGGUGGUAGAGGAGGCGGUAUUGGGGGUGGUGAAGGUGGUGGUGUAGGUAGAGGCGGCGGUAUUGGCGGUGGCAGUGGUGGAGGUUGUAAAGGUGAUGGCAAAGGAGGAGGUGAUGGUGGUGGAGGAGCAAAAGGUGAUGGAAAAUGUGACAAUGGAGAUGCAGGGCUAUUAUCAUAA
Molecule: messenger RNA, 1044 nt
Organism: Camellia sinensis
Lineage: Eukaryota; Viridiplantae; Streptophyta; Magnoliopsida; Ericales; Theaceae
Source: RefSeq, a predicted model, not a curated record